UGCGUAAAUACGAAUUGAAGUCUUAACUAUAUCUGAUAUAUAUAUAUAUUUAUAAGAUAAUCAAGGCCUUGUUUUAAUUAAAAAUGUUUGAUUGUUUUCGGAAAUUCGUUAAACGGCAUCAGCGCAAACUCGUCUUUAUGGGAGUUUUGAGCAGUGGUGUAUUCUUUGGAUUAAAAUAUGUCCAAUACAAAGUUGCAGAAUUUCGAGUGAAAGAGGCCAGAGCAAAUGCCAUAUAUGCCAGGAAGCAACAUCACUUUACCAGUAAUCAAAAAACAUGCAACUGCACAGCCUUAUCAAUGCUACCAAACCUUAGGGAAUGCCUUCUGAAUGCUAUUGACACAGAAACUCUUACAAGGCAGCUUAAAAUCAGUCCAGAAAAUCAACUUCAGAUAUGGAAUCAACUAAAACUAUUAAGUUUCACCCGAACCAUAUCUGCUGUUUAUUUGUGUAGUAUGCUAGCUCUGCUGCUCAGAGUUCAACUCAAUGUUAUCGGUGCAUAUAUUUACAGAGAUAAAUUUAUAGAAAAGACAAGUGAUAUUGAAUCAGAGACUGACGGUCCUACUUUAGACAUACAAGAACGGUUACUUGCAGUAGUGGAACAUUUAUUAGGUGAAGGUCUUAGAACUCUGUCAGAACAUGUGAAGUCAGCUGUGACCAAAGCUAUAGGAAUAAUUUCUCUGAAGGAAAAGCUGACAUCACAGCGUGUACAGAACAUAAUACAUCAGGUACGGUUUGCAGUUGAAUGUGAUUGCGAUGCUGGGCCAACUGGAACACCAAGUUGUCAUAAAUUAGCCACAUUUAUAUUGCCGCCAGAAGACAAGCCUGAUGUUGUUCUCAGUUCCAGAUCCAGUGAGGACAUUCUUUUCAACAAAAUGUUAUCUGAAAUUAGAGAUAUUGUCGAGAGCGAUGAUUUUCACACUGUGCUUUUCUUUUGCUUUGAUUUGGGUUUUAUGCAUUUGAAUGAAAAACUCUCAGAGAAUUUCUCUGUUCCUUACACAGCACACCCACCGAGUCGAGCAAAUCUGAGUGAAGUAGAAAUACCAAUGGCGAAGUUCAUCCCAAUUAUCAACAAACAAGUUUACCAUUUAUGUUCAAACACACCAAACAGGUUUUUUUCAGAAAUUAUUAAUGAUGAACAAAAUGACCGAUUUGGCUGCAAAUAUAUACGAGGCAUUUACUCAUGAACCAGAAAUUACACCUCCACCAAGACAUUAUUAUUUCUUUUGAUUGAAAAAGAAAAAAAAAAAAGUAUCUUUUUCUGAAAUUCCAUCCAGAGUUCGGUGAAGCU
This is a messenger RNA of Octopus sinensis (East Asian common octopus), 1288 nucleotides long. Its product is annotated as peroxisomal biogenesis factor 3-like. Gene Ontology annotation, cellular component: peroxisomal membrane. The transcript is spliced from 13 exons. The record is from RefSeq and is a predicted model, not a curated record. Gene Ontology annotation, molecular function: protein-macromolecule adaptor activity. Gene Ontology annotation, biological process: protein import into peroxisome membrane. The coding region runs from base 84 to 1184 and encodes 366 amino acids. NCBI's taxonomy places the organism in Eukaryota, Metazoa, Mollusca, Cephalopoda, Octopoda, Octopodidae.